Messenger RNA from Sphenostylis stenocarpa, 1500 nucleotides. The record is from the annotation of a GenBank genome assembly. Lineage: Eukaryota; Viridiplantae; Streptophyta; Magnoliopsida; Fabales; Fabaceae.
AUGAAGUGCCCGUAUUGCUCGGCGGCACAGGGGCGUUGCGCGACGACGAGUAGCGGUCGUUCAAUCACGGAGUGCACGUCUUGCGGGCGCGUGAUGGAGGAGCGACAGUCGCAUCCCCACCACGUGUUCCACAUGCGCGCUCAAGACAACCCUCUGUGUCUGGUCACAUCGGAUCUCCCUCUCCCUCUCCCUCUCAAUCAAAACGACGAGGAGGACCCUUUCGAGCCCACGGGCUUCAUCACCGCCUUCUCCACGUGGGCCCUCGAGCCCAACCCACUUUACCUUCAGUCCUGCCUGUCCUUCUCCGGCCACCUCGCUGAGCUCGAACGCACUCUUGAAUCCUCCUCUUCCUCUUCUUCCACUUCUUCUUCGUCGUCGACGGUUGUGGUUGAUAAUCUGAGGGCGUACAUGCAGAUUAUCGACGUGUCGUCAAUUCUAGGGUUGGACUGCGACAUUUCCGAUCACGCUUUUCAGUUGUUCAGGGAUUGUUGCUCCGCUACGUGUUUGAGAAACCGCAGUGUGGAGGCGCUUGCCACUGCCGCUCUUGUUCAGGCCAUCAGAGAGGCUCAAGAGCCCAGAACCCUUCAGGAAAUUUCAAUUGCAGCUAAUGUGCCCCAAAAGGAAAUUGGAAAAUACAUUAAGAUACUGGGAGAGGCUUUGCAGCUAAGUCAACCUAUUAACAGCAAUUCCAUUUCAGUUCAUAUGCCGAGAUUUUGCACGCUUCUUCAGCUCAAUAAAUCUGCCCAGGAACUGGCUACUCACAUUGGAGAGGUCGUGAUCAACAAAUGCUUCUGCACUCGCCGGAAUCCUAUUAGCAUCUCAGCCGCUGCUAUAUAUUUGGCUUGCCAACUUGAAGACAAACGCAAAACCCAGGCAGAAAUUUGUAAGGUGACUGGUCUUACUGAAGUCACGCUCCGUAAAGUAUACAAGGAACUAUUGGAGAAUUGGGAUGAUUUGCUUCCCUCUAAUUACACCCCAGCUGUUCCUCCAGAGAGGGCAUUUCCCACAACGAUAAUUGCUUCUGGUCGUUCGUCAACAGCUAAGGCUGAUGCUGUAGAGGCUAUUUCUUCUUUGGACUCAGAAAAGUUGACAGAUAUUAAACCUAGCAAACCUAAUGAGGUCUCAGGCAUAGUUCAUCAGUCCAGAGUGAAGGAUGAGGCUGAAGGUAAAAGCAAUGCUCAUGCAAGCCAUUCCACACUGAAUCAACAGUCAACCUUUUGGCAACCCCAGCUUCCCAGUGGUUCCCACAAUCAUCAGAGUGUUUUACAAGGAAUGGAGAUUGAUAUAUUGCAGCGAAGCCACCAACAGCAUGAACACAUGCCAGAGGAUACAAAUGGUGCUGCCAACGUUAGUUCUCUAAAAUCAAGCCAACUUUGCAGUCCUCCUGCUUCGAUUGCAAGUUCUGCUAUGAGGCAGUUUUCAGCACCAACUUCAUCUGGCCCUUCAAAUGUUCGAUUAGGACAAUCACCGAAGAUAAUGCCUGGUUAUCCGGAGCACUGA